This is a messenger RNA of Neltuma alba, 709 nucleotides long. RefSeq lists its product as uncharacterized. The record is from RefSeq and is a predicted model, not a curated record. Lineage: Eukaryota; Viridiplantae; Streptophyta; Magnoliopsida; Fabales; Fabaceae. The coding region runs from base 233 to 709 and encodes 158 amino acids. The transcript is spliced from 2 exons.
AUAAAAUUUGGCAUAGAAAUACAUCAAGAAAUCAAACUCGUCCAUAUUAUUCACCUAUAACAAAUGUUAUCGCAUACAUCAUCACAAGAAGAAAUACCCUAUGAGAUAUUCAUUUUAUUUUAAACCCUAUUAUUCGUGAAAGUAUCGAAUACAAACAGAAAUAAUGAAUAUAAAAGUAUCAUUGAAACAAUUCAAAUUAGAUUAAGAACAAUCUUCGAAACUUUAUGAAAUAAUGACUAGUAGCCAUGAGAGGGAGGAGGAGGUGAUUUAUAAUAGUAACUUGGAGGAGGAGGAGAUGAUGGAGGAGGUGGAGACUGGUAGAUGUACGGCGGAGGGGGGGAGGGAGAAGGAGGAGGCGGAGACUUGUAGUAAUAUGGAGGAGGUGGAGAUGAGGAUGGGGGUGGUGGAGAUUUGUACACAUAUGGUGGAGGAGGUGGGGGCGACUUGUACAUGUAUGGUGGAGGUGAUGAAGGAGAUGGUGGAGGUGGAGACUUGUAGUAAUACGGGGGCGGUGGUGAUGGAGAUGGUGGAGGAGGUGAUUUGUACACAUAUGGUGGAGGUGGCGAUGGAGAAGGAGGAGGUGGAGACUUAUAGUAAUAUGCAGGUGGAGACUUGUAAUAUGGAGGUGGUGGUGAAUGAGAGGAGGAGGAGGCGAUUUGUACGCAUAUGUGGAGGUGGUGAUGGAGAUGGAGGAGGUGGUGACUUAUAG